AUGUCAGGAACCCCCAGCGAGAGUCUGGGAUCCCAGGACCUGCCCGUGCUGGCCAAGGCCUGUUUAACCACCAUGGACAGAAAGCUCAACCUGCUGAAUGAGAAGGUCGACAAGCUCUUGCAUUUGCAAGAACACGUCACGGAGACACUGCAGUUUGUGUGCCUCAGCCUGGAUCGCUUGGAGCAAGGCCUUAACCGGGCAGAGGCCUCCCAAGCGCUGAGCCCAGUCACUGCCCCCAGAGCUCCCCCAGCUAACACCCAGGCCGGGAGCCCUGAGGUCCUGGAGCUGGUGAGGGCUGUGCAGCAGAACGCUGCCCAGCACGGCACCAGGCUGGAAGCCCUCUUUCGGAUGGUGGUGACGGUGGACAAGGCGAUUGCUUUUCUGGGGACCAUGUUCCAGAACUCAAAGGUGGUGGAUUUCAUCACACAAGGGGGUGUACCCUGGAGGAGAGGUAGCCUGGCUGAGGACCCCGAGGAGAACAAAGAGAAAGCGGAAGAGAAGGGGGCAAAACCAAAGCCUGUGCUGAGCUCCAGAAGCGCACACGCCCGAAGCAAGGAGCCAUGGGCAGAGAGCCAGAAGACAGAGCCCCCAGAAGGGGCAGUGGAGUGGCUACCUCUCAUCCAUGCUUCAGGGCUGAAGGCAGACCUCCUCACUCAGGCUGGGACCUCACCGGGGCAAGGAGAUGGAGUCCCUGGGCAGGGCCAGGUGGCCUCUGACCACCUUUUGCUGCCCGUGGAAGUGGAAGCCAGAGCUCCUAAGACAGUGAGCAAGAGCCUUAGGCCUGGUCUGGAAUUGCCUACAGGCCCUGUCAGGGCCAGUGAGGUCUUCACCAGUCAAGAAACUGCACCAGGAGCAGAACAUGGGGCACUGACCAGCAGACGUGGCUCUCAGACUGCAGAGGAGGGACUGAGGCUGACUUCAGAGCCCGGCUUCCAGCCCCCAGCAGUCAUGGGGCCUCCAGCCCAAGGUGGGGCGGCUGGCAACAGUGAACAAAGGGCUCCAAGAAUCUCUCUACAUGCGCAGGAAGUGGAUAUUUCCAGGGAGCUGCUUGUGACAGGAAGGGGUGACCUCAAAGCCACACCCUCUACAGAGAUGCCCCCACCUGCUCGCUCAGGUGAGCAAGAUCCGCUGGGGCCCAGGUGCUGCUCCCAGGCCCCUGGGACUGAGUGUGGACAGAAGAACCUCCAUGGAGCCAAGGGCAGCCAUGGGGGAGCAAAAGCAGAGGAGCCGGGACCUGCAGCAGAGUCCCUGAUGGGACCAAGUUUCGCCAGAAGGGACAGGAGAGAAGAUGCAGCUGGGGCCCCAGACAAAGGCCCAGGAGCAGGAAACCCUGAGCCCGGAAAGAACUGCCCAGCUGAAGGCAUGGGGACAGCUGAAGCAGGAAGAAGGACAUCCCUGGGCACUGAGGCUGGCAGCCUGGUUCUGGAUGACAGUCCGCCUCCGCCAGCCCCCUUUGAACACCGGGUGGUGAGCGUCAAGGAGACUUCCAUUUCAGCAGGCUACACCGUGUGUCAGCAUGAAGUCUUAGGAGGGGGUCGGUUUGGCCAGGUCCACAGGUGCACAGAGAAGUCCACAGACCUCCCACUGGCAGCCAAGAUCAUUAAAGUGAAGAGCUCCAAGGACCGGGAGGAUGUGAAGAAUGAGAUCAACAUCAUGAACCAGCUCAGCCAUGUGAAUCUGAUCCAGCUCUAUGACGCCUUCGAGAGCAAGAACAGCUUCACCCUCAUCAUGGAGUAUGUGGAUGGGGGUGAACUCUUUGACCGGAUCACGGACGAGAAGUACCACCUAACUGAACUGGAUGUGGUCCUGUUCACCAGGCAGAUCUGUGACGGCAUGCACUACCUCCAUCAGCACUAUAUCCUGCACCUGGACCUCAAGCCGGAGAACAUACUGUGUGUCAGUCAGACCGGACACCAAAUUAAGAUCAUUGACUUCGGGCUGGCUAGAAGGUACAAGCCUCGGGAGAAGCUAAAGGUGAACUUCGGCACCCCUGAGUUCCUAGCCCCAGAAGUCGUCAACUAUGAGUUCGUCUCCUUCCCCACAGACAUGUGGAGUGUGGGGGUCAUCACCUACAUGCUACUCAGUGGUUUCUCCCCGUUUCUAGGGGAAACCGAUGCGGAGACCAUGAAUUUCAUUGUGAACUGUAGCUGGGAUUUUGAUGCUGAUACAUUCGAAGGUCUGUCAGAGGAGGCCAAGGACUUUGUUUCCCGGUUGCUGGUCAAAGAGAAGAGCUGCAGAAUGAGUGCCACACAGUGUCUGAAACACGAAUGGUUGAAUAACUUGGCUGCCAAGGCUUCAAGAUCCAACAUUCGUCUCAAAUCUCAACUAUUACUGCAAAAAUAUACAGCUCAAAGGAAAUGGAAGAAACAUUUCUACGUGGUGACUGCUGCCAACAGGUUAAGGAAAUUCCCAACCUGUCCUUGAGCUUCAACUCUGCUGUUCCAGGGGGCCCAGAACUGAC
Elephantulus edwardii (Cape elephant shrew) is the source of this 2461-nucleotide messenger RNA. It is a transcript of the gene MYLK3, whose product is annotated as myosin light chain kinase 3. Gene Ontology annotation, biological process: protein phosphorylation; intracellular signal transduction; positive regulation of apoptotic process. Lineage: Eukaryota; Metazoa; Chordata; Mammalia; Macroscelidea; Macroscelididae. The record is from RefSeq and is a predicted model, not a curated record. Gene Ontology annotation, molecular function: ATP binding; protein serine/threonine kinase activity. Gene Ontology annotation, cellular component: nucleus; cytoplasm. The coding region runs from base 1 to 2424 and encodes 807 amino acids. The transcript has 13 exons.